Messenger RNA from Hippoglossus stenolepis (Pacific halibut), 2468 nucleotides. Its product is annotated as OX-2 membrane glycoprotein. Gene Ontology annotation, molecular function: cell-cell adhesion mediator activity. Lineage: Eukaryota; Metazoa; Chordata; Actinopteri; Pleuronectiformes; Pleuronectidae. The coding region runs from base 80 to 1288 and encodes 402 amino acids. The transcript is spliced from 9 exons. The record is from RefSeq and is a predicted model, not a curated record.
GGUGGGCGGAGGAAAACGUUUGAUUCCUGUGAGCGCGCAAUAUUUGAUUUAGUUAUUUCAUGGACACUAAGCGACAGAGAUGAUUCGCGCACUUACACUCGUCCUCUUCGCGUUAGGACUCUUCCAGACAGGUCUAACAUCUGUAAUCCAGUCUGUGGAGACUGUGGAGGAGGCAGUGGGAGAAGAUGCUCUCCUCAGCUGUCAGAUCCUACAGUCUGAAAAUGUGGUGCAUGUCACAUGGCAGAAACAGACGAUGGAUGGGAGGACCAAUCUCGCCACCUUCAACAAUAUCUUUGGCUCUACGGUGAUCUCAGACUUCAGAGGCAAAGUGGAGGUCAUAGGUCGUGGACUGCACAACAGCUCCAUAGUGAUCAAGAAUGUGACGGAGGAGGAGGAUGAAGGCUGCUACCUCUGCCUCUUCAUCACCAACCCUGCUGGAGCGCUCACCUGCAGAACCUGCCUCAGGGUCUAUGAGCUGCAUGAACCCGUUCUACACGUGAGAGAAUCAAAGACAACUGACGAGUUCGUGGUUUCCUGCUCCGCCACAGGACGACCUGCUCCAACCAUAACGCUCAACAUCACACAGCAAGACUUCGACUUCUCACAGAACAACACUGUCAGUGUGAUCAACACAAACGGUACAUUCACUGUCACUGUUACUGUCACUGUCACAGCCGUGUUGGCAGGUUUCCAUGACGCCGGCACACGGGUUGGAUGUGCCGUGCAGGUGCUCUCCCGUCGUAAAGAGGCGUUUGUGGAGAUUCCUGACGUGAAACUGAUGCCGACCAAUGGUUUGGAUGAGGGAUCUGGAUCUGCUAGCAGACUCUUCUUCGGGACGUGGAUUGUGGUAGUGACCUUCCUUUGCACUGCUUCAGUCUUCACUGUCCUGUUAAUACGAAAACUAAGGAGCAGUCCGUCACACAGAGACCUUGAGAAGACUGAGGUUCCUCAAACUGCAGACGCUGAUACGGUCCAAGUACCUUUGUUCACACCAGAGAAGAGUCCGGUCAGAAAACGGUCACCUCCUUCAGAAUCCAAGCAGAGCAAAGAGACAGACCCUGAGUCGUCUUCAGAAGCCAGAAGAAUUCAAUCUGACCAUCCGUCACACAGAGACCUUGAGAAGACUGAGGUUCCUCAAACUGCAGACGCUGAUACGGUCCAAGUAGCUUUGUUCACACCAGAGAUUAAUUCGGUCAGAAAACGGACUGCUUCUUUGAAAUUGCUGAAAAAUAAUGCGACAGACUGCCAGACGUCUUCAAAACCCAGAAGACUUCAAUUUGACCAGUAGGGGAACCUCAGGUCUCCACUGAAAGUCCAAUGUACGGGGGUAUCCUGCACUUCUAUAGCGGUUUUCAGACAUGUCCUGUGAUGAAUCUCCAGAGAAUUGGCUCCAGACUUUCUCGACAGUUUUCCUUUCACACAUGCACGAUGCAGCGGAGGGUUUUCUAUACAGACGUGUUCACAACAACAACAAAUCCUGCACAGGAUUCAGGUGAGAGGUGGGGCAGCACACAGAGAUAGCGUGAUUUAGAUUUUUCUCUCACACACUGGAUUCUGCAGACUUUCUGAGGACUUUAUACUCGGGAGUCAGAUGGAGAAAGUCUGCAGAAAGUCUGGAGUCUCGACAGAAACUGCGGAGGAUCUUGGAAGUUCAGUGUAUGUCUGAAAGCAGCUUAAUUUCUUUUACAGUCGCUUACUGAUUCAAUAGGUGAAAUCAGUCUUAUGAUGAUUAAAUGAAUGGCUCUGCAUCAAGGACAACUCGAAAGUUCAGGAUUUAUAUGCAGUUGUGCAGCUGAGUUUGUGUGUUUCUAUUGUGAAUAGUGUAUUGAUUAGGUUCUCCUUAUUUUUAGUGUGUUCUGAUGUGCUUAAUGAUUUGUGCAAUUUACUUUUAUUCCUGUGUUUUUUAUCUGCAGCUUACUGAUAUCUAAUUAGUUUCUGUUCAUUUUUGGCAUUUGUGAUUAUUGUGUAUGUGAAUACGUCGAUUUGCGUAACAUGCGUUAUACGCAUCGUGUGGAAAGUGACGGCACACAGUCAAAGCAUGGAUUCACUCGAAGAGCAGGCUGACGCAAAACAAAUCGCCCACGAUCAUCGAAAGCAUAGGUCACCAAUAGGCGGUCCGGAUUCGAACCCAAACCUAUUAUUAAGUUUUGAUGAAGCGUUUUACUAUUUUCACCUGCGCAGCUUUUUCCCUCUUUACGGUGGUAAAUCCUGGCAGCACACGGUAAAGUUUACUUCUCUCACUGAAUAAGAGAAAGUUAAAAAAGUUAAAGCUGUUUAGUUGUUAAUAUUUGUUGAGAUUGUUCACAUGUGAAAUGUAGUGAAGAAAAGGAGAAACUCAAACUACAUCUUUUUUUUAAUCUUCUAAAAUUAAGCACGUUAUUUUAAGCUGCCUUUUUCUGAUGUUUAUCUGAAUGAAUCUGUAAAGUUUAAAUCAGACAUUGUAUAUUAAAACCUUUUUUUUCUACAUA